Babjeviella inositovora NRRL Y-12698 is the source of this 3995-nucleotide messenger RNA. RefSeq names its product Ybl053p (gene YBL053). Gene Ontology annotation, molecular function: DNA binding. Gene Ontology annotation, cellular component: replication fork protection complex. The transcript has a single exon. The coding region runs from base 153 to 3887 and encodes 1244 amino acids. Lineage: Eukaryota; Fungi; Ascomycota; Pichiomycetes; Serinales. Gene Ontology annotation, biological process: DNA replication checkpoint signaling; replication fork arrest; DNA repair. The record is from RefSeq and is a predicted model, not a curated record.
CCUAACCCUCCCAGAUUGCGCUCCGUAUCUACCCUGUUCAGGUCAUUCACCGCCAUUCAGAUUACAAUACCAUUUUCAUUAGUGUUCUCUCGCCAAUCCUACUCUCCUAUAACCUUACAUCCAUAGUAUCUACCUCCCUACCCGGUAUCCCGAUGACUGACGUUUUACCCCCGGAUAGAAUCUCUCUCCUCACGGAGCAGAUGGCAACCCAGACCAACGGUAGCCGCGUGUCGAUGCGCACCGCAACCAUCCUCAAGGCGCAUAUUUCCGUUCUUACGUCCGCGCUCGGGGGCCCCGACCAUACCUCGCCCCUCCACCCGCCCCCCUACAAGCUCGGUGACGACGCGUGGGCGUGCUUGAAGGACUUGAAGCGAUGGUUGAUCACCGUUGAUCAGGACAAAAAAAAGUACGACGUCGCCAACGCGUGUGCGGAAACGGGUUUGGUAUUGAACGACUUGUGCACGAUUCUCGCGACAUGGGAGCUCGAGAGCGAUGCCGCGCGCGGCGCGCCGCGCAUGAUCAUGAAUCGCCCGCCGUCGCUCAUGAACAAGAUCGCGCUCUUGUGUCUCGAGUUGUUUGUCCAGCUCACCUGGCCUGUUGAUAUCAUCAAAGGGGAGUCGUCACGCAACCAGGCAAAACACUCGGUCAACAUCCAGAAGCACCAGUUGUUGUACAAGCAGAAGGCGUUGCACUACGCUGGCGGCAAGGUCCUCAGGGCCGCGAUUCGCCUCGCGAUCCCGGCCAUCUCCAAGGAUAAGACACAACGCGAUGCUAAAGACAACGCAAUCUUGAGUCUCGUGGUGUAUUUUUUUCGCAACUUGGUUGAGAUCCGUCCGCUCCCGUUGACCAAGCUUCAAGGCCUGAGUGCACGCGCAAGCAUCCAGAACAGCGUCGACCUGCAUGUCAACGGUGAAAUUGGCUUGGACGCGACGGUACGCGCGUUCGCCAACAAUCAGGUACUCCCAUUCUUGAUGACGAUGACCAGCUUGCUCGGCGACGAGUUCAACAUCAAGGACUUGGAGUGGCUAUGCUUCGAGACAAUCACGGGGUUGGUGAAGUACGUAACGCCUGAGACGUUGUACCCGCGCGUGGCACCGUCUGUGCCUCGUCCCAGCCACGAACUCGCGUCUGCGGCGGGUCUCGGGCUAAGCGACUUACUCCAGCGUGAGAAGCACUUGCAGCAGCAGAUGAAGCUUAACUCGUCCACGCGCCACGCCAACUUCGGUACGCUUCUUUCGUACCAGACGACCGCCCAGCGCUACACGGUUUCGGGGCAACAAGGCUUGCACAACGACCGUGAGGUGCUCGCGAAACUCGAUGCGUCCAAAAAGUCGUUCAAAGCCGUGCGCGACAUCUCGGCCGCCGCGGCAGAAUGCGACAAGUACGUCGUGUCAAGCGCUGCGUUGGAUGCGGGAAACACCGCGGUCUUGCGCGCGUUCGUGGAUGACAUUUUCAGCGACACGUUUAAUAAUCUAGUGCAUUUGGUGACGGGCUCGUUGACGGCAGGGUUUGAGUCUGUGUUGAUGCGCGACAAGGCGAUGUUUUGCCAGUUUUUCAGUUGGUUCUUGCGCGCGCACCGCGCAAAGAUCGAGCAGCGCGCGCAAAGUGAUGGGCCGUCUGACUCGGAUGCCGAUGCAUUCGACAUGAUCCAGUCUGCACUCACCAAUGAGUGCUUCAUCAUCCUCAAAAAGUUGCUCCGCGAACACGAGGCGCUCCGUACCUGGAGCAUGGUUCACGUUUCCCUCGCCUGCCUCUCUGAAUACCUCCUGACCGUCCACCUCAUGACGGUCUCCUCGCCCUACGCCGCGCACGCACUCGCGCUCAACAUCUACGACGACCCGUUCAUCCUCGACCUUAUCGUCCGGUUGACAAAACAAGCGUCCAGCGGGAUCCGUGGGGUGUCGCACCUCUACAUGGGAACCGCCGUCGAGUGCAGCUACUGGUUCCUCCGCGUGCUCGAGACGUGCGCGCGGCAGGACAUGAAGUUGACCGUGCGCGCGCGGAGGAAGAAGCCAGAGGACGGGGAUAAUUCCGAUGAUGAGGGACCAACGAAGUCCCUUCUUGACUUCCAAAAGUACGAAAGUGCGUUCAUCUCUGUGGAUAUGAUCCUGACUCACGUGGCGUUCCUCGCACGCUUCGCGGACCUCUCGUGCCACCAGACGCGUUGCGUGCUCAAGUACUUCCAUCGGGUAUUUGUGAAGAACAACCAACACGCGUUGAUGUUCCGGAUCGACUUGAUGCGGUUACUUCAGGAAAUGAUGACCAAAGUGGAGGGCGAGGUGCUCCAGGAGCUUCGCAACUUUGCCAAAUUCUACACCAAGACGUUGGUGAAGGUGUUGGAAGCGCGCCCGACGUUGUUUGUGGAGUUGUUGUUUAGCAAAAAGACAAGGAAUGUAUGCUAUUACUUGGAUACGGGGGAAAAAAUGGCCGAACGGGCAAAGAAGGCACGAUAUGAGAGCGAUGAUGAGGUCUUUGCAGCGGAAGAGCUCGAGUAUGUGAAGGACCAUGGGUAUGAGGAGAAGGUGGCAAUCGUGGUGGCCGCGAUGAUCGAUGAUGAGGAUGAUGGAAUCGUCAGAUUUGUUUCUGCACAAUUAGCAGAAAUUAUUAGGAGACGAAAGGCCUGGGAGGAUAGACAGGAUGCAGAGGAGAUGGCUGCGCUUGCUAGAGAUGAAGGGAUGGGUGCCCCUGAAGCUUCCGAGAGAAAGCAAUCCCCUCCCAAUGAAGCCAUCACCACUCCAGACCCCUCUCUUCGCAACUCGCUUCUUCUCCACGGCUACCUCCGUCUUCUUCUCAAAACCAUCGGGUUUGAGCUUGCGCGCGCACAGGGGGAGCAGACGCUUGUGCUCGCGGACGUGGAGACGGCGCACCUCGAACUCUCGCGCGAGUAUGUUGAAAAGUACUUGGUGACGCCUGUGGAUCUUGGUGGGAAAGAGGCUGCCCAGUGUAUCAGAACGGCUGAUGAGGGCGACUUUUUCCACAAAAGAAGCAGAAGUGAUGGUGAGGAAAUUGCGUUUGAGGUGCGCAGAAAACGUGUCAGAGGCGUGCCAGAAGAAGAGGUGGACGAUUUGGAAGCGAUGGAGAACCGCCUUGGGAUGCCCAGGGGGCUUGCGCGCAAGAAGAGUAAGAAACCAGCGCGUGUGCGCGCGGAUAGGACCAAAAAAAGGUCCAAGGCAUCGGUCGAAACCCACCGGUCGUUCAAAUCCUCCGCCUUUGUCCACGACUCAGACGACGAAGACGACACCGAGGAGUCACGCGCGUUCUUUGCGCUCGAGGAGCGCUUGCGCCAGGUCGUUGUGACGUCCGCGGACACCGGCGGCUUAACCGGUGCUGCCUUAGCCGAGUUCAUUCUGCGCUGGGACACCCUCACCAGAAUGAGCCACCAGGAGCCCGAACCACACGUUCAGAAAGCAGUUGCUAAGGCCAAAUCGUCGUUGUUUGUUGAAAGUGACGAGGAGGAAGAGGGGCCGGAACGAGUGCCAGAUGUGGUCAGAGCACGGCGGCACGCGUUCUCAUCGGAUGAAGAGGUGGAAGAGUCGGAGUGGGAAAGCGAUGCUGAGAUGGAUGCCGCGAUUGAUGCGGCCAUUGCGGCCGUGGAUGCCGCGCCGGUUACGACGGCGGUGCGGCAAUUUGAGUCAGACCCCGAGUCUGAGAGUGAAGAAGGAGAAAACGAUACGGAAAAUGAGAUUGAAGUUGCCGCUGAAGAAGUCGCUGCUGGAGAAGUUGCUGCUGGAGAAGUUGCUUCUGAAUCAGAUGUGGAAUCCUCCCAGGAUAACUUUAGAGAUGCCUACAGCGAGGCUGAAGUGAACGCAGAGACUGGCGAUCAGGAAACCACCCCAGCUAUGAGAUCCAGACGCAAGCAGGUGAUCUAUGAGUCAGACGAUGAGUAAACGUAUAUUGUAUCGUAAAAUUCAAAUUCACAAGCUGGGAUUGGUAUCCUCCGUGAUGCACGUAGCGGCGUAGUAUUUCUACCAUAAAUCAAAUUGAUAAAAAUCCAG